Molecule: messenger RNA, 1340 nt
Organism: Durusdinium trenchii
Lineage: Eukaryota; Dinophyceae; Suessiales; Symbiodiniaceae
Source: the annotation of a GenBank genome assembly
UGGACACUUGUUUGUGAAGUACUUUGCUUUGAGCAUACAUUUUUGAUGGCAAGAUUUGCUCCAAUGGCGACUUGGCGCCUCGGUUGGUUCCUUGUGCUGCUUUUUGGUUGCCGUUCGGACCCGCUUCGCGGCCCGAACCAUGGACCUGAACAGCUUCAUUUGGCUUUGGGCGAAAAACCAAGCGUGGUAACUGUGACGUUCAUGAGCGCUGUCUCAUACAACCGCUCGAGUUGUAGCAUCAAUGGAACAUCCAACGGAACAACCUUUGUCCGAACAUAUGAAGGAACAUCCAAGGUCUACAACAACGAAGGAUGGUUGGGCAGGAUUCAUUCUGUUCGCAUGGAUGAAGUUCCUGUGAAUGUGCGAUUGUCCUAUUCAUGUGAUGGGACAUCUUGGCAUGAAUUUCAAUCACCCCCCGCUGUGGGCACUUUUCCUAUCACCAUUGCUGCCGUGGCAGACCUCGGGGAAAACUGUGACAAGGCGGGCUGUGGCAAUGCAACAAUCGCCUCUCUUGCUGCUGAUAGUACCUACUCAAUGCUGCUGCAUGCUGGUGAUAUUGCAUACACUGGCGGAGACGAAAACAUUUGGGACCAUUUCAUGAAGGAGAUAGAACCCAUUGCUCGCGAACGGCCCUACAUGGUCUGUGUCGGAAAUCACGAACACUUCAACAACUUCACGGGCUAUGAAGUGCGCUUCACAAUGCCUGGUGCUGCUGCUUCCAAUGGCAACCUGUGGUACUCCUUUGAUUAUGGCGGUGUUCAUUUCAUGACCUUUUCUACUGAGCACCAUUUGAACAUCCAGCUGCCUUUCAUCAAAGCUGACCUGGAAAUCGCAUCGGCAAACCGUGAGACUGUGCCAUGGAUCGUUGUGUUUGCUCACAAGCCGCUGUACUGCUCCACGAAUGACUACUAUGAUUGUGAGAUCCAUAGCCUGUACCUUCGUAAGGAGCUGGAACCGUUGUUCCAGGCCUACCAGGUUGAUCUUUUCCUUGGUGGCCACCUCCACAACUAUGAGCGCACUUGGCCGGUUGUGCAGAACGUGACGGUGGCUAAGAGCUACAGUAAUCCCAAAGCCACAGUCCACGCGGUGAUCGGCAAUGCCGGCGAUUCCGAGGGCCUCACGAACCGCUGGGAAGAAUGCCCUGACUGGUCGGUGAUUCGUCAAGCCUCUCUUGGUUAUGCGAGGCUUCACUUUGAAAGCUCUACCAAACUUAACUUUGACUUGAUUGAUUCUGUCAAUCGGUCUGUGAUUGAUACAUUCACAAUCGAGCGACCUGUGCCGAGGACUGAAGCAGGAGUAUCUGUUUAUGUUUAGAAAGAUGAAAGCAGUGUGAAUGGAAG